Messenger RNA from Racocetra persica, 669 nucleotides. NCBI's taxonomy places the organism in Eukaryota, Fungi, Glomeromycota, Glomeromycetes, Diversisporales, Gigasporaceae. The record is from the annotation of a GenBank genome assembly.
AACAAGACAAUGACCGAAAAUAAUAAACAAUUACAAUAUGAAGAAUUAUCUUUAUUAAUAUCCAUGUUUAACGAUAAUGAAUUUAAGUGGGUUGGCGAUCAAGACCAAUUGGAACAUUGGAAGUCUGCAAUAGACAAGUUUAUGUCAGCUCAUGUUUCUGGCUUAGAUGUUUCUCCCUUUCGAUUUCGAAUUUUACUGGAUAUGCGUGAAAAUUGGUUCAACGUGUUUCUACCUUGUCGAUAUCCCGAAAUUAGACCAGAAUGUUACUUUUCAUCUGACACAGUCACUAGACAAACAUGGACUGAAAUAAAUCAGGAAAUUGAAAAAAAGCUGAAUGAAAGAUGUGAUGGAGGGUUUUCAAAACCUGGGUACCCCGGAAUAAUUAUCGUGGAAGGAUUAUAUGAUAAUGUUCAAGAUUACGUUUCUAGAUUAAAGAGUUUAAGAUGGCAAGCGAUUACUGUCCUCUCAGAAGAGUCAGAAGUAAUCUAUAAUUUACCAUUGCAUGAUCAUGAUAAAUUUGUAAAACUAAGAUUGGGACGUAUUAAACCUGGGGUUUCUGAAUUUGAGAGCAUGUCAGAAAUGACUUCAAAAAUGAAAGAGGCAGGAUUGGAAGAAAUGUUUUUGUCAGCUAUGAAGAUUAAUAAAAAAUCAGACAAAUCAUUAACAUAA